AUGAGCGGUGCGGUUGACAUGGAGCAGGAGGAGGCAUCCUCGUCUGAGGACCAGGCGUUGUUGUCUGAGGACCUAUUGGGGCCCAGAGACCUCGACGUCCCACAAGAGCAGUUAGAGCAGUUAGAGCAGGAGCGGGAGGAGGUCCUGGAGAACUGGGUGGCCUCGGAGGUUUCUCCCCUGCCUCGCCCCCGCUGGCAGGUUGUAUCUGCCCUGCGCAACCGGCAGCUGGGCUCCAGGGCUAACUUCGUCUCCGAGGCCUGUGGGGCCAGAGCGCUGGUGCAGCGCUUCCAGCUGCAGUGGGAGCUGAAAGGCCACACGGGCUGCGACAGCACCCUGCAGUUUAACGAGAGUGGGGCCUGGCUGACGAGCAGCAGCCAUGACAUGAGAGUCAUCGUCUGGGAUUGGGUGCAGCAGCGCGCCCUGCUGGAAUUUGACAGUGGCUUCACCAGUAAUGUCUUCCAGGCCAAGUUCCUCCCAAAUAGUGGGGAUACAGCCAUGGCCAUGUGUGGCAGCGAUGGCCAGGUUCGGGUGGCACAGCUCUGCCCCUCCCCAGCCUGCCAGACCAUCAGGCGUGUGGCUCAGCACCAAGCAGCUGCCCACAAGCUGGCAUUAGUGCCACACUGCCCACACAGAUUCCUCACAUCAGGCGAAGAUGCUGCUGUCUAUCAUGUCGACCUCCGGCUGGAUCAGCCCGCUUCCGAACUGCUCGUGUUAAAAGAGAAGCGGAAGAGAGUGGGGCUCUAUACGAUCUUUGUGAAUCCUAACAACAUUCACGAGUUUGCAGUGGGUGGACAAGACCCGGUUGUUAGAAUAUGUGACCAGAGAAAAAUGGACCAGAAGGUCCAUAAUGGCGUCCUUAAGAAAUUCUGUGCUUCGCACUUGUUAACCAAUCAAAUUAACCCAGUCGUCACAAGUCUGGUGUACAGCCAUGAUGGCACUGAGCUCUUGGCCAGUUAUAAUGAUGCAGAUAUUUACCUCUUUGAUACUAACAGCCGUGAUGAAACCCAGUAUGUGAAAAAAUACCAAGGGCAUAGAAAUUGUUUGCCACCUAAAGAGUCAAUCAAUUUCUAUGGGCCCAGAAGUCAGUUUGUUGUGAGUGGCAGUGACUGUGGACAUAUAUUUUUCUGGGAGAAGUCAUCUUGCCAGAUUGUUCAGUGCAUAGAGGCAGAUCUGGGAGAUACCAUCAAUCGCGUUGAACCCCACCCUCACCUACCUAUAAUAGCGAGCUGUGGCCUAGACAUGAACGUCAAGAUCCUGGGACCCUCAGGCGUAGUUACUGCUGACCCUGGAGAAAUGAAGAACGUGAUGAAAAGGACACAUGAUGAAUGUCUCAUGAGCCACAGGAAUCUUUUUGACAACUACAUGAUGUGGUGCCUGAUGCAUCGCAUAAAUCCCUGA
Messenger RNA from Suncus etruscus (white-toothed pygmy shrew), 1398 nucleotides. Its product is annotated as DDB1- and CUL4-associated factor 8-like. NCBI's taxonomy places the organism in Eukaryota, Metazoa, Chordata, Mammalia, Eulipotyphla, Soricidae. The record is from RefSeq and is a predicted model, not a curated record. Gene Ontology annotation, molecular function: protein binding. Gene Ontology annotation, cellular component: cytoplasm; Cul4-RING E3 ubiquitin ligase complex.